AGAAGUCCGUUGGAAUCUCAUUUGAAAGCCGUUGGGAUCGAUAAGUACAUAUCUGUAAAAAUAGCGGGACAUUCGAAAGAGUCGAGGUUCAGGGGCGAAUGUCAAGAACAAUAUGCCUCUGAACCUACUCACGUGUGCUUGAAAAUCCAUACGCCGCUGAACUUGGUCGUGUAUGCUUGAAAAUCAAUACGCCGCUGAAUCUAAUCGCGCAUGCUUGUAAAACGAUACACCGCUGGACAUAGUGCGUAAGAGUGCAAAUCAGUAUGCCGCUGGACUUAGCGGAGGGCAACCGUUUCCCAAAUGACUACACGUGUAGAGACGUCGUCUGCCAUGGAGGCAAAGGUGGUACUGCAACCAAUCAAAGCACAGAAGUCUGAAACAGUGACAGACGCGACAGUUGCAAAAAAUGUAAACACUGCACCUGAAAAGCCCAGUGUUAGCCCAGAAAAUGUGACAAGCAAGAAGCGAACUAAUGUGAAGGAAAACGAGGAAAAGGAAGACGAGCGGCCAAUUCUCGAAAUAAGGGAACACGCUAGCGAAAUAGAGAAGAACGUAUUGGCAUUCUGCAUGGACCCAAACAAGAAAGUUAACAAAAAACAAACGACAACGAUCGUGAGACACUUCAAGGACAUGCGAAGCCUGCUGGAAGGGAGGGAGAGAGCUUCUGCUUCAGAACGGCUAUCUCACAGGAAAGUUAGAGCAGGAUGCAAACGAAACAAAGAAUCAAGGGUGCGCGAUUCUGUGCGCAGUGAGCAAGUCGCUAGAAACCAGCAAACGACUUGAGACAGUCGUUAAGAUGACUUGCUAGAAGGUCGUACAGACGGCGGUAAAACUACCGAAAAACGUGUUUAUAAUCCAGCCUGAAGCAGAGGAUGGGCAGAUAAAAACGAGUGAAGAAGCACGGGGUGCGCUGUUUACACUCGUAAACCCUCGUAAAAAAGAAAUACCAGUUCGUGCCGUUAGAAAAAUCAACGGCAACGGUCUAAUGGUAGAAAUGGCGAAGCCGGAAGAGCUUAAAGUGUUUACAGAAAAUGAGAAGCUGGGCCAGCAUCCCAUACAAGCGGAUACUCCGGAUGAUAAUAUUUGACAUCCCAAGGGACAUGACGGAGAAGGAGAUACUGGCCUGUAUCAUGAAGCAGAACCAGGACAGGCUGAAAAAAAACGCGGCAGAAAUGAAGUUCUGCUUCAGGACGGGGCGCAAGCACAACGAGGAAACCAACUGGAAUACGUGCAAAGUCCAGGGAAUAUAUAGCGAUCAGUCGCUGUUACAAAUGUCAAGGAUACGAACACAUGACAAAGUACUGCCGCGUGAACUACGAAAUCUGUGCGCGUUUGCACAGCACGAAGAAAUCCUGUUAAGAGCCUACGACGCGGCCAUUCCAAAGAAGAAAUGGCACAAUAGAUGCGUACCAUGGUGGAUGCAGGAGGUCACACGAGAAAAUAGAGACACCUACCGGGCAAGAAAGAAGUACCAGGGGUCUAAGGGCCCUGCAACGAGGGAACAAUAA
Bombus pyrosoma is the source of this 1508-nucleotide messenger RNA. RefSeq lists its product as uncharacterized. The coding region runs from base 1032 to 1508 and encodes 158 amino acids. Lineage: Eukaryota; Metazoa; Arthropoda; Insecta; Hymenoptera; Apidae. The record is from RefSeq and is a predicted model, not a curated record. The transcript has 2 exons.